AUGUCUGCUAAUCCAGGUUCGUUGAAAAGAUGGAAUCCUACUCCCCCUGAGCGUGGAUCAUUCCCGUUGGAUCAUUUUGGUGAGUGCUCCACCCAAAUGCAAGAAUACCUCAAAUGCUUAAAGCUCGUCAAAGGAAAUAACGCCCCAAAUUGUCGUUUAUUAGCAAAAAGUUAUUUGUCAUGUCGUAUGGACAAUCAGUUAAUGGAUAAAUCCGAUUGGGAAUCUUUGGGAUUGCCAAAGGAUCUAGAUAAACCAGCUGCUGCCGUCGAUAAAAAAGAUUAA
This is a messenger RNA of Saccharomycopsis crataegensis, 282 nucleotides long. It is a transcript of the gene COX19, whose product is annotated as Cox19p. The coding region runs from base 1 to 282 and encodes 93 amino acids. NCBI's taxonomy places the organism in Eukaryota, Fungi, Ascomycota, Saccharomycetes, Ascoideales, Saccharomycopsidaceae. Gene Ontology annotation, biological process: mitochondrial respiratory chain complex IV assembly. The record is from RefSeq and is a predicted model, not a curated record. Gene Ontology annotation, cellular component: mitochondrial intermembrane space. The transcript has 2 exons.